AUAUUAUCAUUUUAAAUAUCGUUUUGGGUUUAAUGGGGCGUAUCUUACACGCCCGAAUGCUCUUUGUCGAACACACGCUUCUGGAUUAUAAUGAAACAAUGGAAAAUAUCGCGGAGAGCAUUUGCAUAUUAGACUCGAUUUUAAAAUAAACUCACAGAUUUUUGAAAGUUAUUGUGUCAGCAUUUCCGAUGAAUUUCUAUAAGCUUGUCGUGGUUUGCUUCUUGACUGCAGUAGCCGAAGCGAAAUUCGAGGAUUUCGUAAUUAAAGAUCGGAAUGACUUGACUCGGUUCGGCUACGACGAUGACAUUGGCGAUGCGGAUUAUGAGUUUGACGAGGCUUCAUUUUCGAAUUUAGAACUACUGCAGCAAUUAGCAGAGGUCGAACCAAAUAUUAUGGAUUUGUUAAAUGGUGUCUCCUUGCAGGAUUUACCACCGGGUUUGCUGCUGAAACUGCAACAAUACUCUGAAAUGAUGGACACACCAACCUGUAUGGACGAUGAUAAUAUGUGGGAGUUUGGUGAACUUCCGAACUCAUACGAUGCAAAUGCUUUCAAUGAUGUUCUACAACUUGAAUAAACUUGCACUAAUUUUAAGAUGAGCAUAACCCUCAAUGAAUUGUGUUAUUAAUACUAAUACAAUAAGAAAUCGUAUACUUACUCAACAAAAAAUGUAAA
Molecule: messenger RNA, 673 nt
Organism: Zeugodacus cucurbitae (melon fly)
Lineage: Eukaryota; Metazoa; Arthropoda; Insecta; Diptera; Tephritidae
Exons: 2
Coding region: 189-575 (128 amino acids)
Source: RefSeq, a predicted model, not a curated record